AUGGAGAUGGAGCAGCCUCUGCUGCAGGUGGUGGGGGCGAGCCUGAGCGAAUUGUUCCGUGGCUACGCCCACAACGUGGAGAAGGAGCUGGCCAACGUAUCGGCAGCCGUGCAGCAACUCGCCACACAAGACAAGCUCUCGCCCGAUGAUGCGCGCCAGCAAAUGGGCGCCCUCGUCGGUCGUCUCAAAGGGCUCAAGCGCAAGCUGGAGGAAAGUCGACGGGGCGAGCAGAAGGAGAUGGCGCGGUGUAAGGCCCGGCUGGACCACCUCGCCCAGCACCCUCACGCCAAGGCAGCCGCCGCGCCAGCGACGACAGACCAGCACGACGAGGUAGAGGCCGUAGAGCUACCCACGGCGGCCGAGGGUACCGGUGCUGGCGACAGCGACAGUGACGACGAAACGGCGGUGGCCGCGCGGGCGUGGCUGAAGGCGCGCACGAACCGCUUCGUCGUGGACCACAUGCUGCGCAGCGGGCACCUCGCCUCGGCCGCGUCGCUGGCCAAGGAGGCCCACAUCACCGACCUGGUCGACGUGGAGCUCUUUGCGAGCGCGCAAGCCGCGAUCGAUGGCCUCCAGCGCCGCGACUGCGCCCUGGCGCUGGCGUGGUGCGCCUCGCACCGCCAGCGGCUCCACAAGCUCCGGAGCACGCUCGAGUUCAACCUGCGGCUGCAGGAGUUUGUCGAGAUGGUGCGUGGCGGGCGGUGCCGGGAGGCCAUCGCCUACGCGCGCAAGCACCUGGCGCCCAUGGCCGCCAAGGAGCCCUGCCACAUGCCGACGGUCCAGCAGGCCAUGGGCGCCCUGGCCUUCCCCGCCGCCGUGUGCAAGCCCCUGCCCUACCGCGAGCUGUUCGACGACGAGCGGUGGGCGGAGCUGAUCUACGAGUUACGGCGGGAGAACCACCGCUUGUACGCCUUGCCGCCCCACUCGCUGCUGGCCAUCGCCGCCCAGGCGGGCCUGUCGUCGCUCAAGACCCAGUUCUGCUACGGGGCCGAGGAGGGCCGGUCGCGCGGGUGCCCGGUGUGCGUGGAGGACAUCGGCAAGCUGGCCGGCCCGCUGCCCAGUUCGCUGCGCACCAAGUCCUGCGUGCGAUGCCAGCUCACCGCCCAACAGUUCGACAACGACGACUACGCGCCCUUCGCCCUCCCCAACGGCCGCGUCUACUCCCGGAAGGCGCUCGAGCAAAUGGCCAUGGCCGGGGAUGGGAUGCUCACCGACCCGGCGACCGGGGAGAGCUUCGCGUUCGAGGAGGCCAAGAAGGCUUUCAUCGUCUAA
Acanthamoeba castellanii str. Neff is the source of this 1272-nucleotide messenger RNA. RefSeq lists its product as uncharacterized. The record is from RefSeq and is a predicted model, not a curated record. The transcript is spliced from 4 exons. Gene Ontology annotation, cellular component: nucleus; cytoplasm; GID complex. Gene Ontology annotation, biological process: proteasome-mediated ubiquitin-dependent protein catabolic process. The coding region runs from base 1 to 1272 and encodes 423 amino acids. NCBI's taxonomy places the organism in Eukaryota, Discosea, Longamoebia, Acanthamoebidae. Gene Ontology annotation, molecular function: ubiquitin protein ligase activity; protein binding.